Messenger RNA from Equus caballus (horse), 1880 nucleotides. It is a transcript of the gene POLR2D, whose product is annotated as RNA polymerase II subunit D. The record is from RefSeq and is a predicted model, not a curated record. Gene Ontology annotation, biological process: transcription initiation at RNA polymerase II promoter. Gene Ontology annotation, molecular function: nucleotide binding; translation initiation factor binding. Gene Ontology annotation, cellular component: RNA polymerase II, core complex. Lineage: Eukaryota; Metazoa; Chordata; Mammalia; Perissodactyla; Equidae.
UUCCGCUUCCGGCGGCGUGGGUGGCGGCGCGCGGCGGGGCGAUGGCGGCUGGCGGCAGCGACCCGCGGGCUGGCGACGUGGAGGAGGACGCCUCACAGCUCAUCUUUCCCAAAGAGUUUGAAACAGCUGAGACGCUUCUAAAUUCAGAAGUUCAUAUGCUUCUGGAGCAUCGAAAGCAACAGAAUGAGAGUGCAGAGGAUGAACAGGAACUUUCUGAGGUCUUCAUGAAAACUUUAAACUACACUGCCCGAUUCAGUCGUUUCAAAAACAGAGAGACCAUUGCCAGUGUCCGUAGCUUGUUGCUUCAGAAGAAGCUUCAUAAGUUUGAGUUGGCCUGUUUGGCCAACCUUUGUCCAGAGACUGCUGAGGAGUCCAAGGCUCUGAUCCCAAGCCUCGAGGGGCGGUUUGAAGAUGAGGAGCUACAGCAGAUUCUUGAUGACAUCCAGACCAAGCGCAGCUUUCAAUAUUAAUCUCCAGACAUCACUCUCCUGCUCAGGGAGCCACCUCCCCAGCACAGCACCACUGUCCUGGGGCUGGGGCUCACCUGCACAGAAAUUCUGUUGCAGAAGACACGUGGGCUUCCUUUGGAUAGAACAGCCCAGCUUGGUCUUGGUUUAGGUUGCUGUUUCAAACUUGACAGUUGGACGGUGAUGGCCAUGUCAUCUUGAAGAGGCCUUUCAGUGGCUCCCUGUGGCUUCCUGAGCCUGCCUCUGGGAAGGAUGAGGCAGGGUGAUAUGCAUAUAAACUACGCUAUGGACUACCUCAUACCAUGGUCUUUGGCCCCUGUGUUAUUUUUGAUUCCUAACAUUUUGUGUUUUAAUUUCAAUGUGUUUAUGGUUUUCAGAACUAUACUAGAGGGGCUGGCCCAGUGGCGCAGCAGUUAAAUGUGCACGUUCUGCUUCGCUGGCCUGGGGUUCGCCGGUUCGGUUCCCAUUUGUGGACAUGGCACUGCUUGGCAAGCUAUGCUGUGGCAGGCGUCCCACGUGUAAAGUAGAGGAAGAUGAGCACAGAUGUUAGCUCAGGGCCAGUCUUCCUGAGCAAAAAAAAAAGAGGAGGAUUGGCAGCAGAUGCUAGCUCAGGGCUGAUCUUCCUCAAAAAAAAAAAGACAAAAAACCUAGAUCAUGUAAAACUGGUAUGGGAAACAACAGUCUUACCUAAAUGCAAAAGGAAGAAUUAAACCAGACCUGUAUCGUUGUUUGAAAUUCUUAAAGAAGGGGUGAUAGUGUUGAGUGUUAAUGACUGAGAGCGAGCCUUGGCAUCAUUGUGCUUAACCCAGGAGACAGGGAAGAAGCUCACCAUGGGAAGCAAUUUCACCUGACGAUAACUGUGCUAAGGGUUGCGGGGCCCAUAGCCUUGAGGUAGACGGGUUCUUUGCCUUUUUUCUUGGACUAUUGCAGGCUUUUUUUUUGUUGCAGAAUGUAGAUGUGGAGUAAGUGGUCCUAAAACACUUCCUAUGUUCCUCCUAAGUUAAGAAUUUUCCUUCACAGGCCGGAUGCGAAGGUCUGAAGACUUUGAGUCUCCUCGUGUGGGCCUCCAGUCCAAACCUCUAGCUUGUGCUGGGCUGCAGGUGUUCUCUGAUGGGAGGGAUUUGCAGGGAGGGAGCCCACCCCUUCCAGAGCUGCUCCAGUGAAGCUGUGCGAUCUGAGGCUAGUUAGGGGUAACACUUUAGUAGCUAAACAUCCUAGUCUUGAUUUUUCUGAAGGGAUGCCUGCCUGUUUCUUAACAAUUUAGGGAGUUUUCUUUGGAGCACUUGUUGGCUCCAAAAGAAUUCAUGAUCCAAGGGAAAGGUUGAGGAAACAGCAAAGUUGGCUUUACAAGUCUAGAUCGUUUUAUGUCAGCUGCUGCCCAAAGCAAAAAUAAAAUAGUCUUCUUUUUAUAAA